CAGGGGGUGGGGAGUGUGUUGCCCUGGUUCAGUAUGGUGGCUCAGCAGCUGAAUCUGUUUUUAGGGGUCUUCAAGAUCCAAGUACCAGAAGUCCCUGUCGUUGCCAUCUUUGGGAAAGACAUCACCCUGAACUGUUCCUUUACCACCAAUGCCACCUUUUCCCUGGGUGACCUCACUGUCAUCUGGCAGCUCACAGAGACUCGGAAGAUGGUGCACAACUAUCCGAUCCAGCAGGACCAGUUGGCAGACACCUUUGCGAACAGGACGGCUCUGUUCACUGAAGAGCUGGAAAAGGGGAAUGCUUCUUUGCUGUUGAGGCGUGUCCGGAUUGAGGACGAGGGCAGCUUCACCUGCUUUGUGAGAAUUAAAAGUCACCAGAGUGCUUCCAUCAUGCUCCGACUGGCUGCUUCUUACUCCAAACCCAACUUGCACUUGGAACCCAACAAGAAUCUCAAGCCUGGCGAUGAGGUGGCCAUUACUUGCCACUCUUCUGGAGGUUACCCCCAGGCUACAGUGCAGUGGCAUGAUGGGAAAGGGAGCAACAUCACUGAGAAUGUCACCACUUCGCAGGUAGCCAAUGAGGAGGGUCUGUUUGACGUCCGCAGUGUGAUCAGGGUGAUACUGGAGCCCAACAGCACGUACAGUUGCAUGGUGAGGAAUGAGCUGCUGAAUGAGGAGACCCAAGCCUUGGCAACCAUUACAGGGCAGCACCUGAAGUUCCCCGUGGUUGCCUUAUGGUUGACGAUAGGCCUCUCGGUGUGUCUGCUGGGGCUGCUGGUCACCCUGGGAUACGUGUGCAGACGGAAGAUCCGGCAAAGCUGCAAAGAGAACGGAGCGGAAGACGAUGAGGAAGAAGAGACGGAAGCAAGGACAGCGAUGAAGCCUUUGGAACAUGCUAACGAUAAAGAAGUGGAAGAGGAAGUACUCGAAUGACAAGAAAGAAAAUCCGAAGCAAGUCAAGAGCCUUUCCACAAGUGCUUUGCCAUUUUGCUGCCUUACUUCACGGUUGUCAUUGUUUAAGCAUAACCCAACUGACCUAAGGCUGGGAUUAACUGAGAUCACAGCUGCAGUUGAGCUAAAUUCUUUGUCCGUCUAGUUGUUUGGCCAAACUGUUUGCUCCAGUUGUCCUGGGAAUUGCUGCAGAUGCCACUAUCUGAAAGCUAAUAUGGUGUCAAAAAUUAAGGAUGUAGCUAAUUAUGUUUUAUACACAUUUAACCAAUCUGCUGUUGUGCUGCAGUCAAUUCAAUGCUUGAGGAACCCAGAUCCUUGUUCAGAAUAUCAAACAGUCUGAAGUGGAAUGAUAUUUUUCAAUGAUAUAUUUCAUCUAUAAGAGUUGAAUUGUUCUAUUUUUGGCUUGUGAUAGUGACAUUAUUCCUGUUAAAUGCCCAUAUAACCAGCUGCUGGCUUUGAAAGAACAUUUGUGCUUUUUUUUUUCCGGUCAUUGUCAUUCCAGUUGUUAAGUAACAGCCUUCUUUGCUGCCACUGUGUUGCAAAAUCUCCUGAAGUCUUCACGUUUCUAUUUCACGCGGUAACUCCGAAGAGCCACGGCACAGGUUUUGCAGAUGUAAUAACGGCGAAACUGCCUGUGUUUGCCCUCAUUUAUCUGCUGUGUAACACAAUACUGGCUGGAGUCCACACAUGCACGGAAUACCAUGGAAUUCCAGAAGUUAAUGUCAGUGAUUCCACCCUUAACUUGAGAGUCCGCUGUUGAGGAUUAACUCUGUCCCCCAGAUAGUAAUCAAUGAAUUGGUGAGAACUUCUAAUGCUGUUAGUCUUACUGUGAAAACCCUUGAUACACCUUGUUGGAUGAGGCAUAACUGGGAAUUUUUACUGCGUACUAACUUCAGAAUCAUUGCCAAACUCCUCAAUGGCCGUACGAAGCGAAGUUGAUAUUUGUGGAAUGUCAAAUUUCUCCAUUACGAAUAAAAAGGAAUUCGCAUUUUUCACAUUUUCUUCUUAAAA
This is a messenger RNA of Rhincodon typus (whale shark), 1962 nucleotides long. RefSeq names its product CD276 antigen-like. The record is from RefSeq and is a predicted model, not a curated record. Bases 34 to 933 code for a protein of 299 amino acids. The transcript is spliced from 7 exons. Lineage: Eukaryota; Metazoa; Chordata; Chondrichthyes; Orectolobiformes; Rhincodontidae.